GCGAAUUGUAAAAUCCAAAGCAGCAAAGUGAGGAAAAGAAUUAAAGUCUGUCUUUGUUCGUCUUAAUUUAUUCUGUGACUUUACUUCACAGUCAGAUCUGCCUCAGAGACGCACAACUUCCGGCAGGUGCGCGUUCUCCUGUCAGUUUUGAUGUCUUUCUUUUUCGUUUUUGUUUCUGAAGAUCCACCCCCAAACUCUCGCUACGAAGGGUUUCGUUUGCUAAUAAAUAGUCAUGAUGGUUGACGUAUAAUUAAGAAUACCAACAAGGUCUGUGUGUGAGCAGGGGUUUGUGUUUCCGCGGAACUUAACAGCCGCUUGUCAGCUGCUGCAAAACGUCUGGCAUCUUACCAAAAACCGGGAGCGUCUCUUUUACUGUCCGAGUCGAGUUGGCUGCAAACUGUUGCGUUUAUUUCUGCACAGUGACGCCUCAAUAAACUCUGCAGCUGAAACCCUACGGGGGAUAUCGCUUACAAUGGUCAUUUUGGAUGGACUGUUUAACCAGACUCAACCCUCCGACUACGACUAUGACAAUGACUACGACUACGAAUAUGAAGAUGAGGAUGCCCGUAAGGCAGUGUGGAUCCCGAUUCUGUUCUCCGUAUUGGUGAUUGUUGGGUUGCUGGGGAAUGGACUUCUCCUGGCAGUCCUGGCUAAGAAGAGGCGACCCUGGAGAACAUCGGACAGCUUUAUUCUCCAGCUAGGUGUGGUGGACAUCCUGCUSCUGGUGACCCUGCCCUUCUAUGCUGUCCAUGCCACUCAAAGCUGUGGAUUUUGCUCACAGACUGUCCUCAUGGUCUUUGGAGCUUUUUUUAAGAUCAACCUAUAUGUUGGGGCCUUUCUUCUGGUUUGCAUCUGUCUGGAUAACUACCUGUCCUCCAUACAUGCCAGCUUGUAUAGAAGCCACAGAGCCACGUUGGCCACCCUGGCCUCUCUGCUGGUGUGGCUCGUUUCUAUCACCCUUACCGUCCUGGAUGGGAUUUUUCUUGUCAACACUGAAUCAAUGCCAGGAAAAGCCCUCUCUGCUCACUCUAACCCCAAAACUAAAGUUGACUGGCAGCUAAUCUCACGUGCGCUCCACCUUGGAGUCGGCUUCUUGCUCCCUGCACUUGUCCAAAUCGUGUUCUGUUCCCACAUCAUUAUACGACGCAGAUCCAAUCACCAGAUCAGGAUAAGRCCUGUUCUGCUCAUCCUGUCUCUGGUGGGAGCUUUCCUACUCUGCUGGAUCCCCUACAACAUCACUCUCUUCAUAGACAUCAUCUGCUACACAACGAAAGACUUGUGCAGAAACGUGUUUGUAGAUCAUACUAAUUCUUUAAAAACAGCUGUGAAAGUCACCUCUGUUGUAAGCUGCGUCAGUGCCUGCCUCAGGCCUCCUUUAUAUUUUUUGUUUUGUGGAAACUUCCGGAAAGCAGUAUUUAGCGUCAUUAAAUGUGCUAAGGCUGAAGGCAAGAGCUCACUGUGGGAGCUGGGCGUGGAGGCGCCACAUGACCAGCGUCSCUCACAGGAAGAGAUGAAACAGAUGACGAGUGCAGAACAACAAGUAAAGCAAGCAAUGAUCAACAAAAAUACCCCAGAGUGACUCRGACGUCACCUGAAGGACGUCCUGCUCAGAAAGGGGAAGUUUUAAAGUCAAAAGACUGGAAUGUGGAAAGUUGAUGUAUAUAAAGAAUAAAAGGGAAAAGACCCAAAUUGUGUAAUGUGAAAGUUUCCAAGCCUCAUCAUGGUCACAUAAAUAUUUCACAUUCUUGCUGCACAAUCUAAGCUUAUCAUUUUUACUUAAAAAGUAUUGAGMUAUUUWUAUACAUWAUAUUGCUAUGGUUGUGUUUCAUAUUAAUGGAAUAUAUGUUAUUUUACAUGUACCAAGUACGCAGAAGUGUCAUAUUACACGUUUUAACUAAUGACACUUGCAAUCAGAAAUAUUCAACCUCUUCAUCUCAAGUCACUGUAAUAAUGUGGAUGAAGAAAACUGACAAAUGUCAAAAUGUCUUUUAAUAUACAAGUUAUUUUGACUUAACUUCAAAGUUCAAAUGGAAAUUGUGUUUGAUUACGCUUCUCUGUGCUGCUACUGCCUUGUUUAGGUUUUAGACAUUGUCAUUCCAGUUUYAAUCUUUUGUCAAAGGCCACUCAAGCAUGGGAAUUUUUUCUAAAUCAUCUGUGAUUGAAUCAGAGUCRUACUUCUGGUCAAUAGCUUGCUGGAGAGUCCAAUGAUCAGAAGGUUAGAUUUUUCAACAGAGAGCAACGUGUUCCUCUUUUGAAUGGCCUGCAUGGUGUUUGUUAAUAUCCAMUAGGCCAGACACAUGAUCAAGAUUGCAAUUUCUGUUUCUGAUAAACGGAACGCACUCACCUCCAUGCUUGACCGUUCGUCAUCAGUCUUCAAUGCCAGACAUACACCUGAUCCAGGUGUCCAAACAGGUCCAGUUUGGCUUCAUUAGUAGACUGAAUCAUCUCCCAGAACUUCGUAGUCUUGUUCAGAUUCCUUCAUGUGCUUUUGAUGUAUGGUCAAUCCAAGUGUGUGUCUUGAAAUUGUGCAAUGGUGUCUUUGUAUAUCCAGUCYAAGUCUUUAUUUGCCUUGUACCAGGCUUCACCAGGUAAACCUGCAGGUGUCUUUCAGUCACAUUGGGGUUUGUCUUAGRUGUCYUGAGUUAGCUGCUGAUGGUUAUUGAUKACGUUUUGGCCACCCUACCACAGCUAAGUAGGUUUGCAGCUGUCCCAUCCUUACAAUGCUCCUAAUGGUGUAUUUUUUGGAUGUUACGUUUUUAGGAGAAAUUUUAUCCCUAACUUACUUUGGGUAUUGGCUUUUUAUUUUAUUUUAAUCUUUCCCAUAAUUGCAAAUCACAUUGAAUUUGCAUCACAGAUAAGGUAAAUGAGGGAUGAAUAAAGAGUUUCCAAAGGAAUGAUAAUGUUUUAUCUCCACUUAAGACCACAAAAAUGUUCAGAUGUUCAGUCAAAUUUAAAAACGGUAGGCAUGGGUUGAAUACUUGGCAUGACUAUCCUAGCUAACAGGAAAGUACUUAAUCAAGCUUAUUUGUGGUUAUUUUUUGUAUCAUUCAACUCAUAAAAUAGCAAUUGAAACAAAAUGUUGUUCUUUGCAGAGAAGUUACRUUUAAGAAGCUUUAAAAUCUUUGGAUUUUGAAUACUUCUGAUUGCAAUAUAUGUCAAAACUAGAGCCAGAUGCUAUAAGCUCUUUGUCUUAUCAGUGUUAUUUCCUUAUCAAGUGUACUAUGUUACAUUUUAUCCCCGUGGAGAUGAAAAGCUUCAGCAACUGUAUUCAGAAGCUAUGCGGUUACACCCAAUAAACUGUUUCACUUUCCGUUUUA
Poecilia reticulata (guppy) is the source of this 3317-nucleotide messenger RNA. RefSeq names its product C-X-C chemokine receptor type 3-like. Lineage: Eukaryota; Metazoa; Chordata; Actinopteri; Cyprinodontiformes; Poeciliidae. Gene Ontology annotation, biological process: cell chemotaxis; G protein-coupled receptor signaling pathway; positive regulation of cytosolic calcium ion concentration. Gene Ontology annotation, cellular component: membrane; external side of plasma membrane. The record is from RefSeq and is a predicted model, not a curated record. Gene Ontology annotation, molecular function: C-C chemokine binding; C-C chemokine receptor activity.